AUGUCAACAUCAUCGAAGCUAACGCUUUCGCUUGGAGAGCAGCAACUCGCAAAACUGACUAACGAAGCACCCGAAAUCCGCAUGCGUGCAUUGGAGCAGGUUGAGACGCGCUUUAUACGGUGCCUGCAGCACGGCGAAACUAUCAACUUCAAGCCGGUGCUGCUGCUGAAGCAGCUGAUACGUUGGUUUGGCCAUACGCCGCCAGCAGCCGCCGAUCGAGUGCUGGCAUUGAUGCUCGAGCUGCUGCGUUCGGAUUAUGUGGAUGCGAUUGUGCAUAAGAUUCCCUGUCAGCGACUGCUGACAGAGCUGGAGAAGAUUCGAAAGAUAUUGGGAUGUAUGCAGUCAAAGCGGGCCCUGGAACUGCUCGAUGAUCUACAAAGUUUGGUGGCCGUUGUGUACAAUGAAGCGACUCCCGUCGAGAGCAACCUUAGCUCAGGCGAAUCUCAGAGUAGCAGUAGCGAAAUGGAAGAGUUCUCGAUUGAGAAAUUCAAGCUCAGUCCGGCUGACUUUGAGCCGGCAUGGGCCCGAGCCAACCUGGAUGACAUGGCCACAAUGAAGACCAUUGUGGACUCGCUGACAAUUGACAUCGAUCUGGAGCUGCUGGACCACCUAACCAACCUGCAGAUAAAACUAUGCGAUUAUCCAGCCGAGUAUUUGCUACAAACUCCGCACAUAUUUCUCCGCUUGCUGCACAUUCAGCGGAAGCAUGCUAAUAAAGUGCUCCUGCAAAUUAACCGCACGCUUCUCACCACCGUCAAGCUGCUGCAGCGCCGACUGAAGAUUCGCAGCAAGACACUUUACUACUCGGCUAGCAUUGAAUCGCCGGAAACAUCGCCACAGCAGCUGUGCAUUCCCAGCGCCUUAAUGUUGCUAGUAAAUGGAUGCUUGGAACUACUCGGACCGCCGCAGCUGGAGGUCUGCCGCCAUAACUGGCACCUCAUCGAACUUAUCGUGGAAGUGAUUGCAACCUUUUGCCAAAUGUCUGCUCCCAUACCGAAUGGCAUUGUGGAGCGACUGGGACUGGUAGUGCCUAAUCUGUUGGACUAUUGCGGCCGCUUUAGUGCUGAUGCCGGGUCUAAUAACGAAUUGACCAACUUGACAAGGAAAGUGAUGAUUCCGCGACUGCAAUCGUUGAUAUUCAAUGGAUUGCUGAUGGAUGUCAUAUCGCUGAAUAUGCGAAACAACCCAGAGAUGGACAAAGUGGCUGCCCAGGCGCUGCUACAGCCCAUCAUGAUGGACAGCGUCUACUUGACCUGUGUCCCUCUACGAAUGCAAGAGCUAAGCAAUCUCUGUAAUGCACUCAAAAACGGAAAACAAACCGAGAAGCAGCAGAUGUUGCGCUUGAAGCAGGCUUACAGCUCGGCAUUGAAUCAAUUGGUGGCACGGACACGACUUGCACCCAAGGAACUGUUACAUGAGCAGCGUCAGAUGUGCCUCGUUCUCAUCCAACUUGGCAGCGAGAAGUUGUUAAAACAACUCUGUCAGGCAAUUGUCAAAUGCUCCUCCUUCUAUGGCAUCCAGCCUGAUCUGCGCCAGGAGGCGGAGUCGCUGCUCAGCACGUUAUUCGAUUUGCCCGAUCAGCGACUCCGUGGCACUGCCUUGCGUCUGCUGAAGCAGCCAGUUGUGGAGCACUUCCAUGGCUUCUUGAACAACACAAACUAUCUGACGGGAUGCAGCAACAUCGAGUUGGCCAGACAGCACAUCCUCGGCCUGCCCAUGAGCACCCAUUUGUUGCGCAAGCUGCUGGUUCACGCCUGGAUGCCCCAUCAGGCACAACAGGCGCAGUUGCAGCUCCAGCAAUGGUGCAUCGAUUACCUUAUCAUGCUACUGGGACUCGCCAAGCUGGUAGACACUAAGGACUUUAAUGGGAUAUUCAAAAUAGUAUUGCCAGUGAUGCCGCUAAUCAUUUGUCGCGCCAUUAAUUAUCCGCAGCUGCAGCAACUACUCUUCGAACUGCUCAAUCCGGAUGCCGAUUAUCUGGAUCCGCCCCAGUCGAUGCGCGGCAAUGUCUGCUACUUGUAUCAUCCGGAUGCCGAGUUUCGCAAGGAGGCUCAAACACGUGUGGCGUAUGCUCUAAUGUUGCAGGAUCAUCAGAACAAAUACAGGCCCAUUCCGGACCAAGUGUGCCUGGCACUGAUGGGCCCUGAUCUCUGCCUAGUGCGGCCUCCACUUGAUUACUCCAAGUUAUUUAGCGAGCGCAUGAAUCUGCCAUUUAUGCGUAGCCUGCAAGCUCUGCUCCGCUUGUUGGAGACGCCGGACAUAAAGCCGGGCAUACGCAGAUCAACACUCAUCCAACUGAAUGUCCUGCUGCACAAUUGGCAGGCGGUGGAAGCCUUCACCGACUGUGAUGGGUCCUAUAUGCUCUGCCUUAACGCUCUCCACAAUCCAUUGUUGCGUGACAGGACUGUAAGCGUUACGGACGCGGACUCACUGCAGCCGGCGGUUAGUAUUCUGCUGAGAGUGCUCUUUCGGAGCGAGCACUUUCGCCAGGAAUUCAAGGAUAACGCCGAGAUAUUAGUCUGUCUUCUGCGCUGCCUUUACCUGCAUCCACUCGAGGCGCAGCUUCGGAUUGAGGUGAGCGUUUGUAUAUUCCAGCUGCUCUUCCAUGAGCUCUCGUCGCCCACUGAAGAGAAGCUCGUGAUGGACGUCGAUCUGUCGCCUUUGAUGGUGCCGGUUAGCUACGAGAAGGAUUACAGCUCGCCGCCCACAGCUGCCACCGAAGGCAUCGCACUACAGGAUCACUUGCUGGCCAAGUACUUCGAAGGCAAUGAGGCACUAGCUGCUCAGCAUUGGCGUCUCCAUACGGCACUUAAGAUUUGCGGGUCGCCGGAGGACAUGAAACUGUCGGCUCUACAUUGUCUGGACGUUAGUAGUAAUAUGAAGCUAAGAACAGCUGAUCUGGCAUUGGUCCAAGCCUCACUGGUAGAUGUCCAGCUGCAGAAUCAGCUGGUGGAGACCGGCAAUUGCAGCAACCACGAGAUGUUGCACAAGUACGUUGCCAGCAUUCACCUGUUCCUCAUGUUCCUGCAGGACAAGGUGCCGCCGGCUGUGUGCAACAACUUGUGGAAGCUGAUGCACAAGUACUUGAAGCUCUCACCCGGCAACGAGGCGGACCGCGAGCUGUACACGGCACUGUUGGAUUUGUGCCUCAGUUGCUUGCGUCACGACCUGCCGAGGGUGCCUAUGGGACUUUGCACAGCUCUGGAAACGGAUCCGCAUCACAGUUUCUUUGUCAUACUGCGCGACACGAAGGUCUCCUUGAAUCUUCUACAUUUGGUCACCGAUUGCCUCGUCCAGCUGCUGAGCGAGGACCACUAUCAAGGCCAUUUCACCUGGUACAGCAAACUCUUCAUGGAACUCAGUGCUCUGGCUCGCACCCACUUCGAGGAGCGCAAUCUGCAGCAUGUCCGUUGCCUGCUGCGAGUCCUAAGCAAGCUGAGCGAGUGUCCGCUCGACCUGGACGACAACAAGCUACAGAUCUAUUAUCAGCACUUUGUGCAGCUGUCGAGCAACCUGCGCACAUCGACCCAAACAGGCGCCCAGUGGCAACGCGACUGCCUCCUGGUCAUCUGCCAGCUGCAUGCGCAGUCGCAAUCCCCUCUAGCUAUUGGUGGCAAGAGUGGAUGUGGCACAAAGGUGUUGCGCUAUCUGCUCGGCCUGUGUGGCCACGGCGAUGGAGAAGUGCGCGCCCUGGCCUGGGUGUCGCUGGCCAAUUGGAUUAGGAGCAGCGGCGACAGCAUGGUGAGCAUUCUGCUCGAGUUUGUGGAUGCUCUUCCCGGCGGCUUAGCAGCCUGCUGCCUUAGCACGUUGCAGGACGGGCACGAGCUGAUGCUGGUCCGUGAGUUGGCCGCUCGAGUGUUUGAGCUCCUGAUGCCACACAUUGGAGCAACAGCUUGUUGCGAGCUGUUGAAGUGUCACUCGUUUCUACAAGAAGCACACAAGGCACUGGCCACUCUUCAGCUUUAUCCCAAUCUGAAGCAGAAACCGAAUAAGGAACCGCCGGGAACGCAAAACUCGUGCGAAAUCAUUGGCUGCUAUGUGAGCAUAUGUGUGAACCUGGUCCUCCUGCAGCCGACCUGGUGUGCCACACUCUGCGAGCACGCCUUCGUCAAUGCCCUCAGCGAUGUGCUGAAAUUAAAAACGCCGGAUAAACCGCAUCAAAGAGCCUACCUGGAGCUGUGUGCUGGACAAAUCUGCAAGCUGUACGCGGUCUGUUAUCAACAGAAUUUCGAGUUCUUGCAGCGUAGCAUCUGUCGCGACACUGCGCUGCUCAAGAGCUUCUUCGCCCUGAUGGGAGAUGUGCUGUGGCAGGAUGGGAUGCCGGAACACCAGCUAGUUCAAAUACUCAAGUUACUGAUGGUAUUCUGUAAGGAUCAGAAUGCCUUUGAGUUUCUUUGUGACCAAUUCAGGGCUCAUCCUGAUCUGUUCACGAAUCUAAUGUUAUUCGGCUUAAAUCCGGUCUAUGUCCAGGAAGAGCUGCAGCGCUAUACGCUGGCCACGCUCUCACUGGUGCUGAUCAAGGCGCAGGUGGGGAAGGAGGAGCACAAUCUGCUGACGGUCUUUGCGUCGUAUGAAGAGGAGGACAGUGACACGGACAACGAAGAUAAAGAGAAUAACAUAAAUGCCUUGAAUAGACAACUUAAGAUGAGCUUAAGCUUAAAGAAACAGAAAGCACUCGCAAAGUGCUUCAAGGGAAACACAACUCACGUGGAGUUCACCAACGGAAUCGUCUUCCUCUACCAUGCUCUGGACCAGCUAUUCGAUCUGCACUAUCCGGCCACGACAUUCAGCUUUCUGCAACCGGCAAGCAAGAGUCAUUCACAAAUCUGCGAGGUGCUGGGCAAUCUGCUGAAGCAGUCGACUGUGGCCGUGGACACCGCUCGUAAUUAUGGGCUGCUGGAGCACGUUGUCCAGCUGCUGGAAACCUUCCUCGAUGAUGCCAGUGUGGGCAAUGCCACCGUUUAUGUGCGUCGCGUGGGCGCCCACAAGUCGCGAGACAUCAUCAACAAUCUGCUUGUUCUGCUCAACAUGAUGAUGCACUGGCACAACUCUCCCCAAGCUGUCAUCACGGAUGCGGUGAUGGCCGCCCGAGUUGUCCGUGUGCUGUUACGUUUGUGGCCGUGGUUGUCGCAUUCGGCGAUCCUCAAGCACAUGACUGUGCGUCUGACCACGUUCUUAACGGAGCACUCCUUUGAAAUGUGCAAACAGACGUCUCAGGUGCUCUCCAGUCAGUCGCACUCGCUCCUUCAGCUGAUGGUGCGGGUGGCUGAUCACGAGACAACCAAAAAGGAGCUGCCUGGAGCAAAGAACAUCUAUCUCAAAUGUAAUUCGCAUGCAAUUAUUGAGGCCGCACUUCGCGUUAUGAUCAACUGCUGCUCCUGCGCCGAAGGACGGCUCAGUCUGGGCAAGAUGCGUGUGCUGGACAUGUUCGAUACGAUUCUGCCAGCCACCAACAACAAUGUGAGCAAAGUCAAGCCAGACGUUCUGCUCAGUUGGCUGACCUUCUGGGAAAUCUUCUCCAGAUACGAGCUCGGCUACAAGAUCUGCCACAUGCCGGCUCUCCUCAACACGGUGCGUCGUUCGCCGCCCCUCAGUAAGGUACGCAAGUGUUGUCUCCGCAUUCUGCGCAACAUGUGCUUCUGCAACAGCAACCGGACGCAGCUCGUUGGAAUGACCCAAUUCAUGAACUUACUGGGAGACAUCGUGUGCCAGCCAGUGCGGUGCCUAACGGGUGGCGGUGACACCGGCUUAGAGUCAUUUGAGGAGCACAAUCUGGUCAUUCUGUGCCUCUGGAAACUGUUCGGAUUCAGUGCCAAAUACAGAGCAUUGCUACGCGCCUCCAAAUUGUUCAAGCAAUUGACAAUACUUUGUGAUCAACUGGCGAUUAUGGAGUCGCAACAGCGACAGCUCUUUAAGGCAUUUCCCUUUGCAUCGGAAGUGAACAAUAUGCUAUGGUAUCUCUUUGAAGCACUUAAUCCGUAGCCAAGUUCAAAUACUCAAGUGUAUGUUUGUUAAUUAAUUACUAAUUAAUUAUCUGAACGUUUUUUAUUGUAUCUAAAGAUUAGUUUCCUUCUGACUGAUAAUAUAUAUUCGCACUUUUCCGACGUG
This is a messenger RNA of Drosophila innubila, 6108 nucleotides long. RefSeq lists its product as uncharacterized. The transcript is spliced from 4 exons. The record is from RefSeq and is a predicted model, not a curated record. Lineage: Eukaryota; Metazoa; Arthropoda; Insecta; Diptera; Drosophilidae. Gene Ontology annotation, biological process: centriole replication; ciliary basal body organization; centriole-centriole cohesion. Bases 1 to 5982 code for a protein of 1993 amino acids. Gene Ontology annotation, cellular component: centriole; centrosome; ciliary basal body.